This is a messenger RNA of Ostrea edulis (European flat oyster), 6841 nucleotides long. Its product is annotated as calcium-responsive transcription factor-like. NCBI's taxonomy places the organism in Eukaryota, Metazoa, Mollusca, Bivalvia, Ostreida, Ostreidae. Gene Ontology annotation, molecular function: RNA polymerase II cis-regulatory region sequence-specific DNA binding; DNA-binding transcription factor activity, RNA polymerase II-specific. Gene Ontology annotation, biological process: regulation of transcription by RNA polymerase II. The record is from RefSeq and is a predicted model, not a curated record. Gene Ontology annotation, cellular component: nucleus. Bases 335 to 2332 code for a protein of 665 amino acids. The transcript is spliced from 12 exons.
AAUUAGACCAUUAAAUUAGAUAUUAAUUUAUUUUUUAUUUUUUCUUCUGCACGAGUGAUACUUUAAUCAAAGAAAGAUGGUGAUUAUCGAAUUUUGUUUGAGCUAUUUUAUUAUCAAAUAAUUAUGAACUUACUCAAAUUUGUGUGCUCCAGCAGUUUGGGUGGUUGUAUGAUGUCUGAUUAUCAUCCUUUAGGCAAUAUGUGAAGGUAGCGAUAAGCAUUUGUACCCACCGUGUGUGGACGAAAGUGUGGUUUUGUGUCUCGCUGUGCAUAAGAAUUCUACAAAGGGAAAGAACUAUUAGGCAACUCGGAAAUUGCGUAUUUGAAGACACAUUAUGGUGGAUUGCACAGACAUGGUAACUUCAGUCUCUGAAGUCAUCAGCACAACUACCUUGGUACCCAGCACAGAUACCGAUGACAUCAUCACAAUAGAUCCUACUUUGAAGGAUGAUUUGAGUGAUGAAUCAAUGGUGGAGACAGACCCAGGACUAUCUGCUACCUCCAUGUCUCCUAGUCUUGCAAAUCCCACCAUACAAGGUUUGUUGUCCUCUCCAGCAGGGCUUUCACUUCAAAGUGGUCAGUUCCUUACAACUACUGAUGGCAUCCAGAUAAUCGCUGUCAAUGGGACCACUGACCUUGCAAGGGAAGGACAAAUCUGGCAGGUGGUGCAUCCUGACAUGGCUACCAUCAUUGCUGUGAACUCUGAUCAGACAUUUGAAAUUGAACCCAAGGAGGAGGAUAAACUAGGAGAUACGACCAUGGAGGAUGCAGACAGUCAAAGCCUUGGGGUUGUGUCAAGCCAGGAUAUGGUACCAGAUAAUACUGAGGUCCUCCCGGCAGAUACCCCACUGUGGGCCCAUAGGAUGAACAAGUGUCAGAAAAUUGGGGACUACUACAGAGGGUAUGUUCACUCUGAGGUCGACCUUGACCUUCUGUUAACUUACCAUAAGCAGCAAACACAGAGUUUCUGGGGCACGCGUCAGUCGCCUUGCCCUGCCAAACCGUCCACGCGAUUAAUGUGGAGAUCACAGUAUGUCCCAUUUGAUGGAGUUCCAUUUAUGAAUUUAGGGAGUCGUGCUGUUGUGAUGGAGUGUCAGUUUGGACCCAGACGACGAGGAAAUGCUAAAACCACUCAUGAAUACAAGCAAACCUGUCCGGCCAGGAUAUACAUCAAAAAGGUCAAGAAGUUUCCAGAAUUUGCAGUUGAUGUUAAUCAAGAUAAGAAGUCGCUAAAAGCUGCGAUGGAUAAUGCAUUUCAUCAAUUGAAGGUCCUUGGUGCAAAUGAUAUAGGGAAGGAAUUAUAUUAUGUCCAGUUACCAACAGAGAAAGCUCACGAAUUCCAUGGAGAGCUUCAGCUCAACACAGCAGAACCUCCUCCAACUGUAAACCCUCACCUAGAAACACCCAAGGAGAGGCUGGAUCCCCGAGUCAGGCAAAAAAUCAGGGAACUGGUAGCAGUUGGGGAAACCAGUGUUUAUACUGUCAGAAAACAGCUCAGAACCUAUGUGUCCAAGGUUCUGUACAUGGGUACAGAGGUGCCAGAAAGACAUGACCUUACUCUGUUUCCUACUGUCAAUGACCUCAAAAACCAGAUCCACCAAGCCCUGGUAGAUGUAGAAAAUGGCACGCUGGCAGUCACCACUCCACAGGUGAAUGUGGAGAUUGUUGGGCAGUCCUCUGCGAGCCAGACUACAGAGUUUUCCUCUGUUGUGGAUGGAUCUGUGUGGUCAUCUGAUGGUGUUCAACCUGUCCCUGAGACAGUCACAGUCACUCUAACCCAGAAACCAGGAGACGAUGGCCAUCAUGUGAUAUCACGGAUUGAGACACACCUGAGUGAUGGUUCAACGCAAGUCAGUACACACCUGACCCCAGAGACGGCUCAGCUUUUGUCACGGCUUCACCCUAACAUGUUUCCAGCUGGUUGUCUUUUACCAUCAGAAGACCCAGAAGAAUCACAGCAAACUCUGAUAGAAUCUAAAACAGAUGAGUUCAAUCUGAAGGAGGAUUCCUCUGAUACUCUGUGUAUAAGUGCUAUCCCAUCCUCCUCCAAACAAAGUCCCACUAUGCUAGACAGUACAGAGACUCAUGACAUAGAAUCUCUAGCAGUAAUUGUCAAUAGUGAUGAUUGCAAUGGUCAGACUAUGAUGGUGUCUAUAGACAACGGUAACCUUGACAAUGCCUCAGACCCUCCAUCCAUUGUACACCAUGCAGAGGAUGAGGACAAUUCAAUAGAAAACCAGCUCAAUUGUGUCGGUGUUUCCAUAGCACCAGAGUCUGAAAUCAUUCUAAAUGAUCCACCGGUGUCUGAAUUUCAACAAAUUUCUGAUUCCUAGUGCAGUGUUGAAGCAGGUUGAAGGCCAUGCAUUAUAGGAUGACAAUUUGUCUGUUAACAUUUCAAUUAAGUUAUUACUCUAUUGCUCUGACAAUAUUAGCAAUGUAAAUCUGAAACUUGUAUGAAUAUUAUGGUUAUAUGAAUAUUUUUUUCAAUAUAGAAUAAGGAUGGGACAGUAGGCUAUGAGCUUAUGAAUGUCCUCUGCAUGUGAGUAACAUAAAUAAUAUAUAACAUUUUUUUUAAAAUUUAUAGUUCAGGAGGUAUAAGCUGAAAGGAGCUUUUCUGAUCACCUAUAGUCUGUCGUCCAUCCAUCUGUAAAUUUACAAUUUUUUUUUACUUUUCCACAACCACUUGGCCAGUUGUCAACAUCCUUGGAGAAAGGGGAUUCAAAAUGGUUCAAAUGAAUGGCCUCGUCGUUUUCAUAUUGGAGAUAAUUAAGAAAUAGUGAAGUUUGUUAACACCCCUUGUAAUAUGCACAUCUCCAGAUUGUGGUCUUUUUUUUGUAGCAAGUUUCAUCAAAAUCUCCCCCAAAGGGUUUAGGAGGAGUUGCAAAGACAAAGUUAAAGGGACAGACAGACGGAUGACAGCGUAAUAGCAUAAUAUGCCCGCAUUUUUAUGUGUGUACGUAUAAAAACCACUGGGCCAAAAAUGUUUAUAUUUAUAUAAAGCUUCCUGACGUAGUACAGAUUCAGAUUUGUUAAAAUCAUGGCCCCCGGGGGUAGGAUGGGGUCACAAUAGGGGAUCAAAGUUUUAUAUGCAAAUAUACAGGUAAACUUCGGUAUCUUGAACACCGAUAUGUCGAAUACCACGGAUGUCUCGAAGUGAGUCAACGACCCCGGCCAGGUUGACUAUAUUAAUGAUUUUAAAAAACCUUGAUAUCUCAAACAUGGAAAUCUCAAAUACUUGGUGAUGGCUUAUCUCAAAGUAGAUUUACUGUCCCAAGUGCUAAAAACACCUGCAUUAUCUCGAAGUCCAAGAAGUUUCUCGCUUCAUUGCAUUCACACCAUUCACAGAAUCAUCCCAUUAUGUUAAUUUUACAGUCUGUUGGACGUUGGGUCUAGCAUGGGCUUCAUGGGACCAUUGUUGACAAUCACACCUUAUUAGCCCCAAGCUGUUGAUUUGGUAGCUUUAUCUAAUGAUGCAGGCUGGGUGAUAAUGAAAUGCACACAUAUAUGUAAAAUGACUCGAUAAUUAAACAAGCAGCUUUGGGACGAUUACUGAAAUAGGAAUUAAAUUUUGUCGUAAUACAUAUUUACACAUGCUAUUACAGAUCAAAGUAAACACUGAACACACUAAAGUGAUAUGGAAAUCAAGAAAAUAAUUAAAGAUCUUAUUUUUAGUAUGAAUAUAUCAGCACCAAAAUUCAAAACAUACAUCAUGUCUGAUAAGCAAUGUAACAAGCGACCUGGUACCCAACCCGGGGGAAUAGUUGGAUUAUUAUACCCCCCGCAACAAGUUGUGGGGGGGGGGGGGGGUAUACUGGAAUCGGGUUGUCCGUCCGUCUGUAGACGCAAUGGUUUCCGGGCUCUAAAGCAUUAUCCUUUCCACCUACCGUCACCAUAUCAUACAUAUGGACUACCCAUGGGAUGAAGAUAUUCCCUAUCGAUUUUGGGGUCAAAGGUCAAGCGCACGGGACAUUGAAGUAGCAAUAUGGUUUCCGGGCUCUAAAGCGUUAUCCUUUCCACCUACAGUCACCAUAUCAUACAUAUGGACUACCCAUGGGAUGAAGAUGUUCCCUAUCGAUUUUGGGGUCUAAAGGUCAAAGGUCACGCGCACUGGACAUCGAAGUAGCAAUAUGGUUUCCAUUUAAAUUCUUUAAUGGCUUUUUUCAUCGCAUGGAGAUGCUGUGUUCCUAGAUACCUUUUGGAUCAUAAUACUGAAGUUUUACCUAUUACCAACACCCUUUGGGAGAUUGGGGUAAGCAGGGGGUAUUCUUAGUGAGCAUUGCUCACAGUACCUCUUGUUUGGCAGUGGUGUGAAAAGAAAAUUUAAAAUUAAUAAAAAUUGAAACAAAGUCCCAGGCUGUAAGAGAUGUCGAAAAAGGCACAGAAUCCAAGGCAGCAAUAUUUCCCGUUUUCGUCUUCAUUACAGUGAUCUGCGUAUCAUUUACAAAAACCGGGUAUCAGAAGUACUGAACUAAACGUGAUAUAAACUGUGAUUAUCGCCAUAUCAAACAACGGAAAUUCGUAAAAUGUAAUUGUUGCAUUAUCAUAUAAAGUAAUAGAUAUACAAAAUAUAUGCAAAUGCAAACAUAUUUUUUAAAAAUCCCAAACUUCCAACUAAAACUUUUACCACUUAGGUGUGUUUAUUUACCUAUCAAAUAGAAGGUGCAACAUAAAACAUUACACAAUAUUGGUGUCAAAUUCAUUAACUUCGAUUUCUCGAACCCACGGAUAUCUCAAAGUUUUUCUUAGUUCCUAACAAGUUUGAGAUAUCGAAGUUUACCUGUAUAUGGAAAAUCUUUGAAAAUCUUCUCAAGAACCACUGGGCCAGGAAAGUAGAAAUUUACAUGAAAGUUUUCUGACAUUGUGCAGAUUCAAGUUUGUUAAAAUCAUGACCCCCGGGGAAGGAUGGGGCGACAAUGGAAUCAAAUUUUUACAUACAAAUAUAUAGGGAAAAAUCAUUAAAGAUCUUAUUUUGAAGAAUGACAGGGCCAGAAAACUUUACAUUUACAUGAAAGAUUCCUGACAUGGUGCAGAUUCAAGUUUGUUAAAAUCAUGGCCCCCAGGAGUAGAUUGGGGCCACAAUAGGGAUCAAAGUUUUACAUUCGAAUAUAUAGGGAAAAUAUUUAGCUAUUGGCCAAGGUGAAUCAGGUGAGCGAUGUGACCCAUGGGCCUUUUGUUUGUUUUUUCCCCCCUGAAAAUAUGGACUCUGGGGUUAGAGUAAGGCUAGAAUCAGGGAUCAAAUUUUUUUUAUGAUCCAUGAAUAUAGGGAAAACAUUUCUUUCUUUUUUUGUUUUUUGUUUGUUUAAUUUCUCCAGAACAUGAAGUUAGUUAUGUUGAUAUGAAAGCAUCCCUAUGUUGUUUGGAUUCAACUUCGUUUAUAUAUCGUCUCCAAUUCCGUCCCGGUUUUAAUAUUUAGUAUGUCCAACAAUAUCACGUUUUCUGCGUUAACUUGGGCAACAUUUCAGUAAACGGGCACAUGUUACUUACUAUCAGAUAUAAUGAGUUCAUGCAGGCACAGUUUAGCGUCGUGUCUGAAUGUUGAGGGGUGGGGAACAAACGGAGAAAAAAGAUGCCAUUAUAUUUAUAUGAAAAAUUUUAGUUAGCAAGAAAAGCAGUUCUGCCCAAAACCCAUAAAUCGUAAAGAGCAUGUACAUGUGUGAGUUCAAUUCAUCAAUUUAACCUUGCAUUUCGACUACCAUACACUGCUACUAUAUCAAGUGACCAGCUAAUAAAUCGAUCUUUGCAGGUACCAAUAAAAAAUGAAAAAUGUUUUAUGAGAUAAUUUAACGCAAUGUCAAGUAAGCAGCGGCAGCACUACAAUGCAUAAAUUGUGAUUAUAUUAUUUCAUUGCGGUCGGUUGUUUUAAUGACUCGAGAAAAUCUCAUUAAGUAAAUAUCCACAUACUAACAUAUACAUGUAUAUGGUGAGGAAAUAAGCUUUUUCUUUUGUUUUAUCUCUGCUACCAAACAUCAAAAAUUUAAUCCAAUAACUCGUAUUUAUAUACUAUGGCAUUCACUUGAAACAUACUGAAAAAUAAUCUUCAAACCAGGCAGAUAUUUUUGUAUCAGAAUUGAGUCGUCUUUAAUCACUAAUUUGUAUACAAGAGUUACCCAAGUGAUGCAUGAUUUUUGUAACUUCUUUUUCUGAAGAGUUCCAAAAUUUUCUAGUUCCAAUAUCUCUUAUUUUAUAUAAGAAGCUUCUGAAGAGCAGCAGGACGUAGGUGGACUUGGGUGAAUAUUGUGGUCCAUGGACCUCUUGUUAGGUUUACAGGUGAAAAAAUCAUAUUAGUUCCAGAGGAGGAAGAAAUUUUUAAAAAAAUGUUGAAUGAGUUUCACAUGUAAUGUCAUUCAUAUACAUAUAGUAUCUAUCAAUUUUAUUGUUACUACAACCAAGUUUUUUUUCACAAAUUAAUACCAAAAUAGACAGAAUAUCUAGUCUCUCUCUCUCUCUUUCUCUGUUUUAGUUUAAUUUUAUGUGUAAAACACAAUUUGAUUAGUUCAUGUAAGAGAUAAAUUUCAUUUACAUUUAAAGUGCAUCAUUAAUUUUGCCAGUGUAAAGUGUCGGAGUUCAUUCCCACGUGUAUUUCAACAAAUGAAAAAUGAAAUUUAUUUGUGAUAUUUGCUUUCUACCUUCAUUUUAGUCAGAAUUCCCAGCCAUUUAUAUGUGAUAUUUGCAUUCUACCUUCAUUUUUGUCAGAAUUCCCAGCCAUCAAAAUAGAUGUACAUGUACUAUAUUUAUCUAAAUUCAUACAACUGCAAUGCGUUCAUGAGAAAAUGGCUAUCAUUACAAUUUGUAAAGAUAUCAAAGGCAAAAUCAUUGGAAAUAUAAUUAAAAAUGAAAUUGGU